Messenger RNA from Podospora bellae-mahoneyi, 1032 nucleotides. RefSeq lists its product as uncharacterized. The record is from RefSeq and is a predicted model, not a curated record. Lineage: Eukaryota; Fungi; Ascomycota; Sordariomycetes; Sordariales; Podosporaceae. The transcript has 3 exons. Bases 1 to 927 code for a protein of 308 amino acids.
AUGGACUCGCCACAUCAACAUUCGAGGAGAGUUGAGGACCAAGAUGCAGCAAUCAUAUACGAAAGCGACUCCGAGGCUGGGGUGUAUAGCGUGUAUCAACAGGGACGACGGCAACACCGAACAGACACUAUAGAGCGGCAAGGAAACAGCAGACCAGAUCUUUUACUCUCCAGAAAGCUGAAGCCAUGGUACACGGCCCGCACAAUCUUGGGCAUCUUUUGUGCCGUGCUCUCGCUUGCACUAUUGGGACUGGGAAUCAAACUGGCCGUCAAGUAUGAGUCGGCACCGCUCAUUCACGUCACUGUGGCCUUUACAGUCUUUACGGCCGGGGCAUCCCUCCUAUGGAGCUUGUUUGAAUUCAUCGCCAUGUGCACCCGCGCCCAGAGAAGGGGCAUCUACCCCGGCGCCCACGUGGGCGUGCACAUGGGUCUCUGCCUCGUGUCUGUUGCGGUGGUGGGCUACGUCGGUAUCUGGGUGUCGCAUGGGCAGGACAGUCGGGUCGAGGCAAGCAGGAACAGGCUGGAAUACUCGCCCUUGUACCACAUGGGGGUGGUGAUAUUGAUUGUUUCAUCUGUGUUGCUACUUGUUCAUUUUGUUAUUUCCAUCCUGGCCUGUCAGGAACUGAGGCGGAAAGAUGACGGGGAUGUGCACAGAACUGUUGUCACGGUUCGAUAUGACGGAGUCGGCCCUACAGGAACGGCGCGACCAAUAGGUUACCGGACGACGCCGGAAACGAUUGGUCUGCCAGCCUACACGACUAGGUACCAUCGGGAUGAGGCAGCAAUGAUUCGAUCUCCACCUAUUGUGAUAGCCAGGGGUGAUUUGGGUGUGGAAAUCAUUGAAACUCCCACUACGACUCAGACAGUCUUGGGGGAGACAGAGAUGGACGGACCAGAGGAGAAAGCACUCAGGUCGUCAAAGCGGUAAUGGUAGAGGGUUUCCUACCACACGUCAGUUAUGAACGCAAUGCAAUAUACCCAAUGACUAAUCAAUACAUGUGUAUCCUACAUGAUAUGGGUGACUACAUCAAGA